Sphaeramia orbicularis (orbiculate cardinalfish) is the source of this 4922-nucleotide messenger RNA. It is a transcript of the gene tefb, whose product is annotated as TEF transcription factor, PAR bZIP family member b. Gene Ontology annotation, molecular function: RNA polymerase II cis-regulatory region sequence-specific DNA binding; DNA-binding transcription factor activity, RNA polymerase II-specific. Gene Ontology annotation, cellular component: nucleus. NCBI's taxonomy places the organism in Eukaryota, Metazoa, Chordata, Actinopteri, Kurtiformes, Apogonidae. Gene Ontology annotation, biological process: regulation of transcription by RNA polymerase II. The coding region runs from base 512 to 1585 and encodes 357 amino acids. The transcript is spliced from 4 exons. The record is from RefSeq and is a predicted model, not a curated record.
CUGCUUUGUUUUUAAGGGGAGUUUGUGUAUUGACUGGUCGUGCGCCACAUGAUACUCUAGGUGCUUGUGUAAAGAACUCUGCACGCAUAAGUGACACCUUCCACUUCAAAGUAACGCUGCCUGCACGAGACUCUGUAUUGCGGCUCACGUUCUGUACAUUGGGUCUGCACAGUGUUCUCAUACUUCACAUACUAAACUGAUCGCUCGUGCACUCCUGAGCUUACACCGACGAGAUGCAUACAGUCAGACUCCACGAACAACCAAUCAGAUUCUACUAUUCUUAAGUGGGCGGAGUAUAUCCAAACGUCGCCCUCGUUGGACACAGACAACAAGGGGUUUUCGUAGUGUUACUUUCGCAUUCAAAAGCGUUAAUAUUGACAAACAGCUGGGGAAGCAGCGGUAUUCGUGAAACCAGCGAAUAGCCGAGGUGCAUUUGUGUUUUCAGAGGAAGAGGCAGCUCUCCGUAUCAUUGAGAAUAUUGCCCCUGUCUGCGACCAGGUUUGACGGAACAAUGCCAGGCAAAGCUGCGGUGACGGUGGCGAUUAAACCCGGUGUUAACACCGUUACGACUCCGCAGAAGUCUUUUCCUUUUGUUUUGAAGAAGAUCAUGGACAUUCCGCCUCCAAACAUACUGGAGGAAGGGGACGAUGAAAUAGAGAAAGAAAAGCUGUGCUCAUCUGAAGAUGCCGAAGGAGGUGGUGAUGGAGUGGCCAGUGCUGGUGGAGGUCCUAGAGGAAGUGGCGGCGGUGGAGGUGUAUCAGCCUCUUUGACUCCAGCUAUCUGGGACAAGACCAUUCCCUAUGACGGGGAGACCUUCCACCUGGAGUACAUGGACUUGGAUGAGUUCCUGCUGGAGAACGGGAUUCCUGUGACCCUGGAGGAGGAGGAGCUGCAGAAGACUCUGAGCUCAGUUGAAGGAAAAGGCAAAUGCAUCCCCAAGGUUAUUGCUACUAUUACUACUGGUGCUGCUGUCUCAGCAUCAGCUUCAGCAUCAGCUGCUUCCCCCUUGGCAUCUACCACCUCCACGGUCAACUCAGAUCCAGAGGAACCAGUGACUGUCACUACUUUACAACCAGCUAAGAUAGAAGAAGAGGAAGAGGAGGAAGAACAAGAAGAGGAAACAGAGGAGGCUGUACAAGAGGUGAAUGUUAAGGAAAAGAAAACAGAUCGUAACACUCCCUCACCCAUCGACCCAGAUGCCAUUGAGGUGGACAUUAACUUCCAGCCGGAUCCCACAGAUCUGGUCCUGUCCAGUGUGCCAGGGGGAGAACUGUUCAACCCACGUAAGCACAAGUUCUCAGAAGAGGAGCUGAAACCACAGCCUAUGAUAAAGAAGGCCAAGAAAGUGUUUGUUCCAGAUGAACAGAAGGAUGACAAAUACUGGUCCAGGAGGAAGAAAAACAACUUGGCUGCUAAGCGUUCUCGUGAUGCCAGAAGGCUGAAGGAGAACCAGAUCACGGUGCGCGCCUCUUUCCUGGAGCGGGAGAAUGCUGCACUCCGGCAGCAAGUGGCUGAGCUACGAAAAGACUGCGGUCGCUGCAAGAACAUCUUGGCCCGAUACGAGGCUAAGUAUGGCCCGCUGUAAAGGACUUAAAGCAAAAAUCUAUGAAGCAUCAAUGAGACAAACGCCGAACACCCUUCCCCGCAGAAUUCAACACAGACACAAACACCAAGGGAAUCUAAAUUUGCACCGUCUUCGCUGACCUCCGGUCACUGCUGUUCCUGACCCGGAGUUUUGGACACACGCUGGUAGGCAGUGAGGCGAUCUGGGAGCGGUGGUCACAGGAAGGCCUGUGGAGAGCGCCUGGCUUCUACACUCAGAGAGGAAAAGGGGACGAAUAUAGACAUUCCCAUGGUCAAACACACGUGGAAAAUAUGGUCUGACUGUUUUCAGAAACUUAUAAAGAGGGCAGGCUCAUACAAAGAAUCACCGGAUUUUAAAAUGACACACAAAUCAGUUUUUAACACUGCACAGAACUUAACGGACCAAAGCACGAGUCCUUUAUAAGUUAUAUAUUUAGAAAGGCACACACUUCCCUGUCCCUCACUUUUUCUAGUGUUGCACUUAAGUUUCUGUGUGUGCUCCUUGUCCAAUACUGGGCAGAGGUUCAGACAAAGGUUGUCGGUUGUUAGGAGGGAGUCACAUGAUUCACACAUAAAGGAGACAAAAGUCACAGAGAUACUCCUGGCCUGAAGGGAGAGAAAACAAAGAGCUCAGGUCAGCAAAGAACAAAAGCAAGAGAGUACGUCAUUGGUGAGAUCCAGUUACAAUUCUUCCUUUGUGUAAUCCACAUGUACACGUCUGUGCACAGAAAAAUAGUCUAAAUACUAUUUGUACAUAGAGUAGUCUUCUUUGUGCACCACAUAACUGUGUGUGUAUCAGUAUGUAAUCCAUUUUUGCACUUUCUCUUACAUGAAACACACAGUGAGUAAAGAUUCUAGUAGUUGCAGGUGACCUUAUUAACCACAACCUGCGUGGAAAAUACACAGUAGCGUAUUAGGAGAGAAAAACAUGCAUGACCUUCAGUUCAAAGCUACAGUGUAUAUGUGUGUUUUUUUUUUAAUACUAACCUCAGAAUAUCUUCCAGAGCCUCAUACAAAAUUUUAUUACAAAGGAGAGAUAUGAUGUUUUCUUAAAAGAUAAUAAUUUUCCAAAUAGAGAAUGACUAGUUUUUACGGUUUAUUGUUAAAGGCAUAUGUUUGAAGAUCUCCAGGGCCCUCACAGGUGGAGGGGUAUGUUAAUGUGUAGGGAUGUUUAUUUUACUGCACACUGCAAGUAGAGGGCGCUACAGCCACUGCCUGCCUCGUCAUGGUGUAGUGAAGGGGGGAAUUUGAUUUUAAAGUUUUUUGGUAGGAGGCCCAAGUUUGACUGCUUCUAAAUCUUGUAAAUAAACGAGUGUCUCUAGAAAGUCUUUAUUUCCUAAGACAGGGAUUCAGACUGUGUCUUUAUUAACCCAAUACUAUUCCUUAUAUUUGCCAAAUAGUCAAUGAGUGCUGUAUUUAUUCUGAUGGUAAUAAUGCAUCUGUUGAUUGUGAUGUACAACAAUAUGUCAGAUUAUUCUAUUUCCUUUGAGGAACAAUACUUCUAUUGAAACCAAUGACAAAGCAGGGACUUCAAUGGGUAAACUGUGCUUUUAGAUGUUUGUUUAAAAAACAGGUUUAUAUAGUUCUAUGUUUUUUUCCCUCUCUCUAUGUAUAUUCACACGAAGGACAGGGCACACUCUUAUUUACCUCAUCCAACACUUCCUAUUCUGAACAGUUCCAAGUUUUGUAGGGCUAUAAAGCAGUGUUGGUUGAAACGGAGAACACAUUAAAUGCAGCUUAGAUCCAUUUGGCAAAGGGGUCAAAUCAGACAUGAUACAUUAAAAUUGUGUUUGCCAAAGUGGCUGAGUCUGUGUGAAAAUUAGUAAAACAAAAAAACACAUUGCAGACUGUUAGGGGAGUAUUCUGUCAAAGUAUCUUUGACCAAUGCAGAUUUAGCAAUCAGUCAAUUUGUGCUCAUAAAUCACCAUAAUCCUGGAAAGAAAAUACAUGUGGCAAUAAUACUUGGCUAUGUAAUGCUCGUUUUAUUUCAGUGAUGAUGUCGUAUGUAAAAUUGUUAUGUCGUACUAAAUAGAAAUGCCCCAAAGUCAUUUGUGCUUCCACUUCCUCUAUAAUCUGGGAUCCUAAUGCAUGAAACCCAGUACUGUUGUCUUUUUUUAUGUUGAAUAUUUGACACCAAGUGUACUUACGUCUGUAAACCAUCACUAAAAACUAGAUACAGUUUUGGAUGGGUAGGUUGAUGGUCUGUUGUACAGUUCUGUCGAAAGAAAAAGCAGAACAUCUGCGCUCUGACGUCCUGUGUUUACGACCUGCAUAAUCGCGCCACCUAUACUCGUGCAGUCUGUGCUUGACCUUUGGGGCGAAAGCGGCAUCUUUUGAUCACUGUGUGGAUUGUUUUCUAAUUAACAUUGAUCUAUAUCUAGAUACACUGGAUCAGCUGGUGCUUUUGCGUUUUCUUGAUAGAUUCUGUGUUUGUUUUGGAUUCCUGAUGGUCUAAUACAACAGGCAACAUUUUUCAUUUUGCAUAGACAUUCAGACUUGACAUAGACUGCAUUGUUCUAGUACAUCAAUGUAGUUGAUAAAUGCAUAGGUAGGGGUUUGUUGUUUUUUUUUAAGUAAAUUAAAUGUGUUCAGGAGAGUAUUUUUGGAGACAAUAGAAUGAGAGGUUUAUUGAACAGCAAACAGUAUGUAGCAAUUUCUUUUUUUUUUUUUUUUUUUUUUCUUUUAUGUGGAACUGGCCUUUAAGUCACAAACUAGCUCAUUCACAUUUAUCUGGCUGCAGGUUCUGCAGUUGUAAACAAACUACAGCAUCAAGAGUAAAGUUUUAGAUCUGUGUAUGUACUGUAGAUCUGCUACAGACAGACUAAUAACUGCUGCACCUUUAAAAGACUUGUGCCUACCUGCAAGUGUCAGGUAGGAUACCAUUUUCUUAAGAGCAGCUAAUGACAGAUAUAUGAGGGAUAUAAACAUAAAGGUGGUUACAGGUUUUGUUAAAAUGGUAAAUGUUUCUGCAGAAAGCUUCUAAAGUAAGCUUAAUUUGCUAUACUUUGCAUGCAUGUGGUGCCUACCUUUAGGUCCGAGGUGUUGUUUUCAGGUUCUGGUCUGAUACGUUGGUUCUAGGUGCUUGGCAUCAAUAAGACUAUGUUUUUGUUUACUAUUCAAAGUAGCUACGAUACUCCUGAAAAAAUAUUUAAAUGUCUUUUAUUUUGUGAUGAUUUGCUUUUUUCCCCCCUUUUUUUUACAUACAAGUAUGUUUCUGUUUGGUGGUUUUAUUGUUUUUUUGUAAUGUCCUAAUCAUGUAUAGGAUAUGUGGAACUGCAGUACCAUGUCCUGACUGUAUCUUGUAUCAUGCAUAUGAAAUAAAUUGGGAUUUAAUGACA